Molecule: messenger RNA, 195 nt
Organism: Aspergillus nomiae NRRL 13137
Lineage: Eukaryota; Fungi; Ascomycota; Eurotiomycetes; Eurotiales; Aspergillaceae
Exons: 1
Source: RefSeq, a predicted model, not a curated record
AUGGAGCUAGACGAAACGGAUCACGAAGGAGCUGCUGUGAGCAUCGCAGGCCAAGGUUCGUCCGACACAGCAGCCCCGUCUGCAGAUCAGAAAGUCGUCGAGAUCGAAGUCCACGGUCUGAAGGCGAGGAUCUUCCUGAACUGUCCCGAAGAAGACCUCAUCCCUUCUCGAUACCUCAAAAAAGCCCAGCGAUCA